GCGGAGCGGGCGGCGAUCCCAGGGCGUGCGCCGGGGCAGCGGACAACAGGAAUGAGUGACCGCGGCCCCGCGGAGUGAGCGGGGAGGGGAGGCCGUGCGCUCAGGCGUGACGGGAGCAGCGCCGGGAGACAGCUCGUUGCGCCAGGGAGGACGAUGGCUGCCGCUGCGUGGACCACUCUGCUGCUACUGUGGGCCUCGCCCCCCGCCGGCUUCGGCGCCCCCCGCCAGCCGCCGCCCCUCAGCUUUGCGGCGCCGGGCACCCGUCUGGCUCACCUGGCGGUAGACACCCAGACGGGCCUGCUCUACCUGGGCGGGGUGGACAACAUCUUCCAGCUGUCGGCCAACCUGAGCAUUCUGCGGCGCCACCUGACGGGGCCGGUGGACGACAACCCGCGGUGCUACCCGCCCCCCAGCGUCAGGCCCUGCUCGCAGGGGCUGCGGCCCCUCCCCAAUGUCAACAAGCUCCUGCUGGUGGACGGCGCCGGGGGGCGGCUGCUGGCUUGCGGCAGCGCCUGGCAGGGCGUCUGCCAGCUCUUGCGCCUCCGCGACCUGUUCAAGCUCGCUGAACCGCACCACCGUAAGGAGCACUACCUGUCUGGCGUCCGGCGCGCGGCCGAGACGGCCGGGGUGCUGGUGGAGGGGCUGGGCCCGGGCGAGAGCCGCCUCUUCGUCGGCACCUCGGUGGCCGGCAAGUCUGAGUACUUCCCGACCCUGUCCAGCCGCCGGCUGACGGCCCAGGACGAGGACACCCAGAUGCUGGCCCUGGUCUACCAGGACGAGUUUGUCUCAUCCCAGCUGCGGAUCCCCUCCGACACCCUCUCCCGCUUCCCCGCCUUCGACAUCUACUACGUCCACGCCUUCGCCGCGCCGCCGUUCGUCUACUUCGUGGCCCAGCAGCUCGACACCCGCCUGACCGCCCCCGAGCCCGCGGCCGAGCCCGUCUACGCCUCCAAGAUCGUCCGCCUCUGCUCCGAGGACCCCAGGUUCUACUCGUACGUGGAGUUCCCCAUCGGGUGCUCGAGGGGCGGCGUGGAGUACCGGCUGGUCCAGGCCGCCAGGGUCUCCGUCCCGGGACCCCGCCUCGCCCGCUCGCUGGGCUUGGGGCCGGGGGAGAGGGUCCUCCUGGCCACCUUCUCCCGGGGCCAGAAGAGGAGAUCUGAGCCGGCAGCCGACUCGGUGCUCUGCCUCUUCACACUCGCCUCCAUCCGGGACCGCAUCCGGGACAGGAUCCGAUCCUGCUACCGGGGCGAGGGGAAACUCUCCCUGCCCUGGCUCCUGAACAAGGACUUGGUGUGUAUCAACUCGCCUCUCCAGAUCGAGGACGAUUUCUGCGGGCAGGAUUUUAACCAGCCGCUGGGAGGCACGAAGAUCCUGGAGGGAAUCCCCCUGUACCAGGACAAGGAGGACGAGAUGACCGCGGUGGCCACCUACGUCUAUGAGGAGCACACGGUGGUGUUUGUUGGCACCCGGGCCGGCUACCUGAAGAAGCUGCGUGUGGAUGGCGUUCCGCGGCCCCCUCACAACGCCCUCCGGUACGAGGUGGUGCCCGUGAUGGAGGGCUCCCCCAUCCUGCGCGACAUUGUCUUCAGCCCCGAUUUCAAGUACAUCUACCUGCUGACCGAGCACAAGGUAUCCCGGCUGCCAGUGGAGAGCUGUCAGCAACACGAGACCUGCUCCAAGUGUCUCAGCUCGGGGGACCCCCACUGUGGCUGGUGUGUCCUCAGUAACAGGUGCAGCAAGCGGUUGGAAUGUGGCCGUGCCGAGGAGCCGCGACGAUUCAGCACCGUUUCCAGCCGCUGUGUCCAGCUCAGCGUCCGGCCCAACAACCUGUCCGUCAUGAUGCCCAGCGUUCCCCUGAUUCUCCGUGCUCGGAAUGUUCCGGAUCUCUCUGGAGGCGUGACUUGCUCCUUUGAGGACGUGUCUGAGAGUGAGGCCGUGAUCGAGGGAGCCGAAAUUCACUGCGUGUCCCCCUCCCUUAAGCAGAUACCACUCAUCACCAACGGUUACGGGGACAAGCGUGUGAUCAAACUCCACCUCAAGUCCAAGGAGACCAACAAGCUGUUUGCCGUCACCUACUUUGUCUUUUACAACUGUAGUGUGCAUCGUUCCUGCCUGUCGUGCGUCGGGGGUCCAUACCCCUGUUACUGGUGCAAGUAUCGGCACGUCUGCACGCACGACCCCGCCGACUGCUCCUUCCAGGAGGGCAGGGUCAACGCCACCGAGAUGUGCCCACAGAUCCUGCCGCCCACUCGACUCCUGGUGCCAGUGGGGGUCGUUCAGCCCAUCACGCUGCUGGCCCGCAACUUGCCACAACCCCAGUCGGGCCAGAAGGGCUACGAGUGUCUCUUCCACGUGCGCCAGCGGCCGCAGAGGGUCCCGGCGGUCCGGUUCAACAGCAGCAGUGUCCAGUGUCAGAACGCCUCGUACACCUACGAGGGGGCCGUUGGAGAGCUGCUGGUGGAUUUCUCUGUGGUUUGGGAUGGAGAAUUCGUCAUUGACAAACCCCGAGGUGUCAAAGCCCUGCUGUACAACUGCUCCGUGCAGAGGGAAAGCUGUGGCCUGUGCCUGAAAGCAGAGACCACCUUCGCCUGCGGUUGGUGCGUCCCAGAGCGAAAAUGCCGUCUGCGUCAGCACUGUCCCCCGCCUGACUUCAACUGGAUGUCCCCAGGGGCCACCAACGUCCGCUGCACCCAACCCCGCGUCACCAAGUUCCACCCUGCGACUGGCCCGAAGGAAGGAGGAACCCGGGUGACGAUUCACGGGGAGAAUUUGGGCCUCCAUUUCCGGGAGAUUGCCUACGGCGUGCGUAUUGCGGGAGUGAAGUGUUUCCCGGUCUCCGGCCUGUACAUCGUGGCCGAGCGCAUCGUCUGUGAGAUGGAGGAUGCCUUCUCUGUGCAGCCUGGAGCUGGGCCUGUGGAACUGUGCGUGGGCGACUGUAGUCCCAACUACCGGACCCGAUCACAGGAGCUGUACACGUUCGUGGCCCCCACUUUCAGUAAAAUUCACCCAGAGAAGGGUCCAUCUUCAGGCGGCACGCAUCUGACCAUAUUCGGAGAGUUCCUGGACGCUGGGAGCUCAGUGAAAGUGUUGGUGGGUGGUGCUGAGUGUCUCUUUCAGUGGAGGAAUGCGGGGCAGAUCACCUGCCUGACCUCCGCCUCGCCCACGGGCCCCGGAUCGGCUGUCAUCACCGUCGCCAUCGACCGUGCGGAGGUGUCCAACGUGGCCCAGACCUUUGCCUACGUCGAGGACCCCACCGUGUCCGCCGUCCAGCCCGAGUGGACCAUUGCCAACGGCAACACCACGUUGACCGUCAGAGGCACCGGAUUCCUCAGCAUCCUGCAGCCCCGCGUCCGCGCCCGCUUCCAGGGAGCCGAGAGCAGUAACGACUGCCAGGCCCACAACGACACAGUGAUGGUGUGCCAGGCCCCAGGGUUGGGGCUGGGAACGGGUCGCAGGCGUCUGCCUGAGGGUGGGGCCAGGCCCGAGGAGUUCGGCUUUAUCCUCGACAACGUGAGCUCUCUCCUCGUCCUCAACGGAUCCGCCUUCACCUACUUUCCUGACCCCUCCUUCGAGAACUUCGCCCCUGCUGGAACCCUGGACGUCAAGCCUGGUACUCCCGUUAUCCUCAAGGGCCGGAACCUGUUGCCGGACGUGCCUGCCGGUGACCGACUGAACUACACCGUGCUGAUCGGAGAGUCUCUGUGCGAGCCCACCAUCUCCCCGUUCCAGCUCGUGUGUAACGCGCCCGAACUAACGGGGCAGCACCGGGUGACGGUGAGGGUGGGGGCACUGGAGUUCUCGCCGGGCACCCUGCACAUCUCCUCGGAGCGAGGGCUGAGUCCAGGGGCGACGGUGGGGAUGGCGGUGGGGGGAGGGCUGCUCCUUACCGCCAUCGUCUCCGUGCUGGUCGCGUACAAACGCAAGAGUCGCGAUGCAGACCGCACCCUGCGCCGGCUCCAGCUUCAGAUGGAUAACCUGGAGAGCAGAGUGGCCCUCGAGUGCAAGGAAGCGUUUGCGGAGCUGCAGACGGACAUCCACGAACUGACCAGCGACCUGGAGGACGUGGGCAUCCCCUUCCUCGAGUACCGGACCUACGCCACCCGCGUCCUCUUCCCCGGCAUCGAGGACCACCCUGUGCUGAAGGAGCUCGAUGCCCCGGCCGCCGUGGACAAGGCCCUGAAGCAGUUCGGACAGCUGCUGAACAACAAGGUGUUCCUGCUGACGUUCGUGCGGACGCUGGAGUCGCAGCGGGGGUUCUCCAUGCGGGACCGGGGCAAUGUGGCCUCGCUGCUGAUGACGGCCCUGCAGGGCCGACUGCCCUUUGCCACCGCCGUGCUCAAGCAGCUGCUGGCUGACCUCAUUCAGAGGAACCUGGAGAACAAGAACCACCCCAAGCUGUUGCUGCGCCGGACGGAGUCGGUGGCGGAGAAGAUGCUGACCAACUGGUUCACUUUCCUCCUGCACCGGUUCCUGAAGGAGAGCGUGGGGGAGCCACUGUUCAUGCUGUUCUGCGCGAUUAAGCAGCAGGUGGAGAAGGGGCCCAUCGACGCCAUUACCGGGGAGGCCCGGUACUCCCUGAGCGAGGACAAACUCAUCCGGCAGCAGAUUGACUACAAGACCCUGACCCUGGUGUGUACGUGUGCGGAGACGGACAACAGCUCCCAGAUCCCGGUGAAAGUGCUGAACUGCGACACCAUCACGCAGGUGAAGGAGAAACUCCUGGACGCUCUCUACAAGGGUGUCCCCUACUCCCAGCGCCCCAAGGCCGUCGACAUGGACCUCGAAUGGAGGGACGGCCGAGGGUCACGCCACAUUCUCCAGGAUGAGGACGUCUCCACCAAGAUCGAGUCAGACUGGAAACGACUGAACACUUUAGCCCAUUACCAGGUGACGGACGGGUCGAUUGUUGCUCUGGUGCCCAAACAGGUGUCGGCCGAGAGUCUCCCCAACACCGUCACUGUCAGCCGUUCCCUCAGUCGCUACGAGAGCCUGCUGCGGACGGCGGGCAGCCCCGACAGCCUGCGGGCACGGGUCCCGAUGAUGACGCCGGACCAGGAGACGGGCACCAAGCUGUGGCACCUGGUGAGGACGCAGGAGCAGAGCGAGCACCGCGAGGGCGAGAGGGGGAGCAAGAUGGUGUCCGAGAUCUACCUCACCCGCCUGCUCGCCACCAAGGGCACGCUGCAGAAGUUCCUGGAUGACCUGUUUGAGACGGUGUUCAGCACGGCCCACCGUGGCAGUGCCCUGCCGCUGCCCAUCAAGUACAUGUUCGACUUCCUGGACGAGCAGGCAGAUCGGCACCUCAUCACCGACCCGGACGUCCGGCACACCUGGAAGAGUAACUGCCUGCCGCUCCGGUUCUGGGUGAACGUGAUCAAGAACCCCCAGUUUGUCUUCGACAUCCACAAGAGCAGCAUCACGGACGCCUGCCUGUCGGUGGUGGCCCAGACCUUCAUGGACUCCUGCUCCACCUCCGAGCACCGGCUCGGCAAGGACUCUCCCUCCAACAAGCUGCUCUACGCCAAAGACAUCCCCAAUUACAAGACCUGGGUGGAGAGGUACUACCGGGACGUGGGGAAGAUGGUGGCCAUCAGUGACCAGGACAUGGACGCCUACCUGGCCGAGCAGUCACGACUGCGCGCCGGCGAGUUCAGUAGUCUCAGCGCCCUCAACGAGCUCUACUCCUACAUCAGCAAGUUCCAGGAGCCGAUCCUGACGGCCCUGGAGAGGGACCCCUCAGCUCGUCAGCAGCGUCUCUGCCCCCGGUUGGAGCAGGUUAUCUGUCUCAUGUCCACCAGCUGAUGCCAGGGGAGGGUCCGGGGAUGGUCACAUCUGCCCCAGGACAGCCCUCCAUACCUCGAGCGCACCGGGCAGGGCCGGCCUGGUGUGGGACAGCGUCUACAGGAAUUCACCUCUCUGCCUAAACACUUUUCUACCCGUCCGCACAGCCUGUGUUGUCUUGUCAUAGAGUUAAUAUAAUUUUAAUUGUUUUUAUAUAUAUUAUAUAUAUAAUUUAUUUUUGCUCUUGUCCCAGCAUCGCAGAAUUGUGUACAUUGACUGUCAUUGUGUGUCAUUUUUUUAAAUAUAUGUAGAGGAAGAGAUUGUGACAAAU
Messenger RNA from Mobula hypostoma (lesser devil ray), 6112 nucleotides. It is a transcript of the gene plxna3, whose product is annotated as plexin A3. NCBI's taxonomy places the organism in Eukaryota, Metazoa, Chordata, Chondrichthyes, Myliobatiformes, Myliobatidae. Gene Ontology annotation, biological process: positive regulation of axonogenesis; negative regulation of cell adhesion; semaphorin-plexin signaling pathway involved in axon guidance. The record is from RefSeq and is a predicted model, not a curated record. Gene Ontology annotation, molecular function: protein binding; semaphorin receptor activity. The transcript has 32 exons. The coding region runs from base 154 to 5802 and encodes 1882 amino acids. Gene Ontology annotation, cellular component: plasma membrane; semaphorin receptor complex.